GGAAGGUAGGUACUUAAACAAAUGCGAAUAUGACUUAACGAAACAGUCAUGGAUACUCGUGGUUAUCGUCUUCUAUGUUAAAUCAAUAACACCUUGCUGUUUGUGUAGGUAUAAGUUGUAUCGUUGGUAGGUGCCUAAGUAAAGUUUUUAAUAUUUAUGGUGAACGGUAACUAGGUUCUUAUACUUGUUCUGAAAAUUCAAAAACGCCUAAGAUUUAUCAAAGUCUGCACUUACAACUUACAAAGAUACAAUAGGUAUAUGUACAAUCUUUGCUAUAAUAAAUCUACAUAGUUGCGUUGUAAAUGGACAACCAUAACGUAUAUUUCAAAGAAACGAAAAAUACAAUUCUCCCUUGUUUGAACAAUUUUAUGAGCAACGCAAAAUAUUUGUCCAAUAAUUCCUUGACGGUGAAACAUAACGUACGUUUAAGCAUCCAAUUUGUUACUGGAGUAACUCAAGAAUUGGAAGCGGACGCCAAAGCGAUUUUUAAACAAAAAUUAAAAAGCGAUUUCCAUAACAUCGCCGAUUAUAAACGUUUUGCAUUGAAUAAGGAACAUAGAAAGUAUGAACAAAUUAAGUUUGACGUUCAGGCAAAAAUCGGAAGAAAAAAUCAAAUUGAACAUUAUUUCAACGUUGUAGAUCGACAAUUACAAUUUGUCAUGAAAAAAAAAAUAAUGAAAUCGGAAGCCAUAAUUGUAGCGGCAAUGAAAGAACAUGAACAUAAAAUUGUGAAUUUACAAUUAGAUGCAAACAGUUUGCUAUCAAAAAUUGAGUCAAACGCAAAAAAUAACGAGAUUAACAAAAAUAGCCGUAUGCAAAUCAGGAAUGAUUUAAAAAUCAGAAAAGCUAAAAUAGUGCAAACGUACGAUUCCGAGAUGAUGGCAAAAUACAAUAACAUGAAUGGAUUUAAUUCAAAAAUAAAAACAAUUGAAGAUACCAUUUAUCAAUUGCAAGAAUCCAUUUCACUUCAGAUGCCGUUUUACAAUAAUGUGGUACUUGAAAAAGAAGAAGAAAAUGAUAGAAUUUGGCACGCAAAGUUACAUGAAAUACAACGCAAGAUAGCAGCUCGGAAAAUACAAAUGCAUUUCAGAAGAUACUUAAACUAUAUUAAGACCCGCGAUAUUAAAAAAAAUAAAAAAGGACAGCACAAAAAAAAUCAAACAAAGAUGAAAAACAUUUAAAUUUAAUAUAGUUUUAUAAUUUUUAAAGAAAAACACUUUUCUGGGAGAAGUUUUCACAAUGGACAUUUAAAUGUUAUGCUUAAUGUUAAACUGUCAAUCAAUCAGUCCUUCAUAAGUUUUGUCAAUUUUCAAUUAUUUUUGCAUUAAGUUACAAUUAACAUUUUUAAUGUAAUAUUUUACAAUAAUUUAUAAUAAUAUAUACUUCAUGUUUUAUUAUUUGAGUUAUUGCAUGCAAUUUGUUUAAAUAAAUGAAUGGUCA
Molecule: messenger RNA, 1440 nt
Organism: Myzus persicae (green peach aphid)
Lineage: Eukaryota; Metazoa; Arthropoda; Insecta; Hemiptera; Aphididae
Exons: 5
Coding region: 303-1181 (292 amino acids)
Source: RefSeq, a predicted model, not a curated record